Pistacia vera is the source of this 1726-nucleotide messenger RNA. RefSeq lists its product as uncharacterized. The coding region runs from base 198 to 1178 and encodes 326 amino acids. The transcript has 2 exons. The record is from RefSeq and is a predicted model, not a curated record. Lineage: Eukaryota; Viridiplantae; Streptophyta; Magnoliopsida; Sapindales; Anacardiaceae.
AAAAAAAAAAGAGAAAAAAAAAAAAAGGCAAAAUCCCCUUCUAUGGUAUCCAGUUCCAGCCCGAAGCACGGCGUACGACACCAGCAAGCACACUCUCGAAACAGAUCAUCAUCGUCCAUUGAUCCAUUCAUCAACUAGUCAAGCCUCGCCUGGAGUCGAAACCAAACCCAACCAAAACUCAACCACGGAUCACAAAAAUGGCGUUAACACAACAGAAGGGAAUCGUAAUAACCGUACCGGUUCUCAUUCUCACGCUCUCCGUCGCGGCCAUCUUCUUGUUCUUCCUCCUCUCCUCUCUCUCCACCUGCAACUGCCCUAUCGCCGCCUCAAACCCCGCCGUUUCCUCUUCCGCUGACGUGCCGCCGACAGAGUACCGCUCCGGAGACCGGAUUUCGCCGACGGCAGCCGACAUUGAGUGGCUGAAGGAUCAGAUCUCUCGAAACGGACUUCAUAUGCAAGACAAUGUGUUGAGAAAAGGGAUUAAUCCCCGCACUAGAGCUCAGCAACUUCAAGAUCUCAUCCAAUUCAAAGGCAUAUCACAUUAUGAAGAGCCUGAAGCGAACAACCACACAGCCCUCCCAUGCCCCGGUGAGCUCCUUGUGGAGGAGCAUCACAGCAACUAUGGGGAGCCCUGGGCAGGUGGUCGAGAUGUGUUUGAGUUCCUUGCUGAGGCUAGUCACUUGGCGCCCAAUUCACGUGUCCUUGAGAUUGGGUGUGGUACGCUUCGUGUAGGCCUGCAUUUUAUUCGGUAUCUAAGUCCUGAACACUUUCAUUGCCUUGAGCGAGAUGAGCUCUCAUUAAUGGCUGCAUUCAGAUAUGAACUUCCUGCUCAAGGUCUUUUAAAUAAGCGCCCUUUGAUUGUGCGAGGCGAGGAUAUGGAUCUUACGCAGUUUGGUUCCAGAGUUGUGUACGAUUUGAUAUAUGCCAGUGCUGUGUUUCUUCAUAUGCCUGAUAAACUUGUGUGGGUUGGACUGGAGAGAUUAGCUAAUAAGUUGAAACCUUAUGAUGGGCGAAUCUUUGUGUCACAUAAUAUAAAGUUUUGUUCACGUUUAGGAGGGGAGGAGUGUACCAAGAGGCUCACAAGCUUGGGACUUGAAUAUAUUGGGAAGCAUACACAUGAUAGCUUGCUUUUUAAUCACUAUGAGAUCUGGUUUGAGUUUAGGCGGUCCAAGGCUUAGGAUUUCUUCAGCAUUGUCUUUUUGGGUUUAAUUCUUUGUAAAACUGAAUUAACAGGUGAAGUUAUAGCUUAUGAUUGACCUCUCUACAAUUGUUGUGUUGUCUCUGGUAACUCCCCCAGUGUUUUGGAAGGUUAACUUAUUAGCUGUUGAUAGAUGGGGUGUGGAAGAGUUGAUGAUUUCGCAGAUUUUAUCAAAGUGGAUCAUCAGUUUGUGUUCAGCUCGGGGAUAUUCUUUGUACUCUUCAACGAAAAGGAUCAUGCAUGACUCAGAACUUUCGGGAUUCAGUACUGAAUUGCUAAGAUGGGAGAGGUUCAUGUUAUUUGUGACUGUCAAAUUAUGUAGUUUUGUAUUCAAAAUGCUGAUAGCACAGCAGAAAUUCUUUUGAGCAAACACUGAUGAGUAUAUGAAACUGUAAUGUGAACGUAUUUUUCAUUGUACUUGGAGAAAACUUGAAUAUAUUUUCUUGAAUGGUCAUGAUAAUUUUGGUUUUUGUGCAUGAGCAUUCCUAUUUGUCCAGAAACCAGUUGAAGAGCUCUGGCAUGACAUGA